AUGCGUCAUCCCAGUCCAGAGCAGCUCGCAUCAAUGCAGGCAAAUGUUGGCGAUGAUGCGAGGCCGUGGUUCAUCGGCGUCAAUGUAAUGUGUCUGGCGUUGGGAAUAUUCGCAGUGGCAUUAAGGGUUGCAAGUCGAAUGAGGUUGGGAACCAAGCUCGGGCUGGACGAUUACCUGGUUGGAUUUGCUCUGAUAUUCCUAGGCGGACAUAUUGGUAGCUGUCUAGCUGCCGUCAAGUAUGGUAUGGGCAGACAUGCAAUUCUCAUCUCGGACAGGAGAAAAUUUGCCAUUUCUCUAUUGACCGGUCAAAUAUUUUAUACCCUUGGUAUGGGAGCAGUCAAACUCUCAAUCCUGGCUCUCUAUGGUCGCAUAUUCCAGAGAACUGCCGGGUGGUUCAGCGCAGUCCUUGGGGCUACCGCUCUAUUUGUGUUGCUUUACACUAUACCUCAGACAUUUGUCUACGGACUUCAAUGCGUACCUCUUGAUAGUCUGUGGUUGGACUACCCAGUACCAUUUAUGAGGGUCUACUGUCUCAAUUUCCAGGCCGCUCUGAUCGCUUUUGGAAUAAUCAACAUUGCAACAGAUUGGUUCCUCCUCGUGUUGCCCGUACCUUUCAUUCUCGGGUUGAAGCUUGAGCGUCGCACUAAAUGGACACUGUGCUGGAUGUUCUUCCUAGGUGCAUUCGUUUGCGUAGUCAGCGUUGUUCGUCUAUUCUACAUCAAGGAAGUUGUAUCAGCAGAUGUUAGCUGGGACAACGUGCCACUCUCAGUUAUAUCUUCUUUGGAGAUCUCCUCGGGUAUUCUCGCAGCCUGUGUGCCAACGUGGCGUCCUCUCUUCCGCUUCCUCCGCUCGGGCAUCACUAACAUGAUCACCAACAAACCUGAUGAGGAGAGCCCAGUCAGGCGAACUAACAUCACGCCACUCCCCGCUCAUAGCGCUCACAUUCGUCACAGUCAAUGGAGAGAGCGCGGGGAAUCGAUGGACUCAGCUGAGAGAACGACCGCCCCAAGUCUCUCCUUGAAAUCCGACUAUCGAAGCACCAAAAGCCUAGGAAGCAGCCUAUCAAGUGUGAAGACACUCGCCGCCAACCUUGUGAUAAGACGAAAUGAAUCCAGCAUGUCCAGCCACUCAAUGGAAAAGAUGCUCAAAUCCUCUCCAACUCUCAGCGACAUCCCCCGUACCAGUCUCGACAUCGAACUAGACCUCAAGUCUUCCCCACGAUCAACAUCCACCACAACCCUGGGCGAUCUCGACUCCUCGCCCCCAUCACCACCACCACCCCAAGCCUUGGUGCGGCCAAACAACCGUUGUCCACACACAGCGCCCAGAUCUCAACAGAAAUCGCGCACUGCACCUCCCCUCAGCUACCACAAUCGCCACAUCCAGAACUCGAGCGUCUUUGACGCAAUCAACGCCCCAGAUGUGCACCCUCCCCCGAUCCCCCGCUCAGAAUCCCACAAACGCGGGUGUUCUCGCUCCCGCUCGCGCUCCCGGUCAAGGAGCAUGAGCAGGAGUAGGAAGUCGAGCUUGGAUGAUAAGCGUCCGGGCAUCAUGCGCGUCGUGAGCUCGGACAACUUCGGGAACAGGGUGGUGAGCGUGGGUAGGGGGGAGGAUCUCGGCGUCAUAGCGGGAGGGAACGGCGGUGGGAGGGUCAGUGAGGAUGGGGAUCCAAGGCUCAUUCGCGGAUUGGGGUUGUGGAUGGGUGGGGAUGGCAUCAUGGUGACAAAGACUGUGAGUCGUCUCAGUGGGUGCGAAGACCCCGAUGGCCAAGCGGCUGGUGCUGAGAGUGAGAGAGAGGAGAUCUGGAGUGAUAGAUCCUCAAGCUCUGGACGGCAGGUAACAUAG
Messenger RNA from Aaosphaeria arxii CBS 175.79, 1845 nucleotides. RefSeq lists its product as uncharacterized. NCBI's taxonomy places the organism in Eukaryota, Fungi, Ascomycota, Dothideomycetes, Pleosporales. The transcript has 5 exons. The coding region runs from base 1 to 1845 and encodes 614 amino acids. The record is from RefSeq and is a predicted model, not a curated record.